AAUCAAAAGGUGACGUAGGCGAGAUUCUGUGUGGCGACGCGUUGUGCAAUGGAACAGCGGCUGGAGUUGGUGAAGAAGGAGAUACGCUCUCUUCUAGAAAGUAGGAAAGGAGGCUGUACCGUCAGCGAACUACAGAGAGACUACAAGAGCUUUUCCGGUCGUGAAUGUCCAUUCAGAGAAUUCGGACACAGAAGUUUUCGUGAGUUUGUUGACGCGAUUCCCGACGUAGUGCGCGCUAGUUACUACCAAGGGAGGGAAGUGCUCGCUGCAGUGAGUACAAAAGAGACAGCACACGUUGUGAAGCUGAUAGCGAAGCAGAAAUCAGCAGUGAAAAAGAAGGGCAGUGCACGACCCCCACUGAGGAGGCCUCGACCAUUGCUUGGCAGCUUUCCGUUCUUGUCGUCAAGUAGGCCGUUUGGACACUCGCUGCGUCAGCCACAAAGAAGAACGACAACGUACACGUAUCCGCCUGCUCAGCAUAGAACACCGCUACUCGACAGAACACCGCCUAAUCCUCGGUCUUCCAACGUUCCCACGUGGUGCCAGGGAAGAAUAUCAGAGAUAGUCGACUCUUUUUCGAACGGUUGUUCGGUACAUGAAAUGCAGUCUGUGUAUUUGAGUAAAUACAGCGAGCCUAUCAACUUUGGACAGUUGGGUUUCCGGACUGUUUUUGACAUGUUGGAGUCGAUGUACAGGUAUGUGACGCUAAAGUUUGUACCUGGCAGGGGGACGUGCUUGUUUCCAGUCGCAAGAAAUGCUGCGAGAAAUGCCAAUUUGUCAGCUGAUGCUUCUACAAAGAAGCCUGUCGCUAAAGCCACAAGUUUCAGUACAGCAAAUGGAGAGAAUGAAGACAGGAGUGAGGAGUGGUCAGAGCCAGAAGAAUUCAAGCAGUCUGACUCAGAAGAAAUUGUGAGAACUAACCUGUGGAAGAUUUUAGAGAAUAAGACGAGUGGAAUGUGGGCUGCAUCACUAGCUGCGGGCUAUCGAGAAAUGUACGGUCAUGAUAUACCCUUUAAAUCACUUGGGUAUGAGUCAGCUGCUCAGUUUUUGAAAACGGAGAAUAAUCUAUGGGCAGCUGAGCAACCAGUGCCCAAUAGUGAUUGUAUCGUCUUUCCGUUACCACUAGAGGAUGACGAAGAAUUUGAAGAGUCGGCUUUGUACAUUCAUGACUUGGAUCUGUGUGAUCUCGAUAAGAAGGUUGUUUAUGUCUUUGUCUCACACGCUGAUGAUCCCAACAGUUUCUUCGUCCAAUUGCUGGAGAACAGACAAGCAAUUGUUGAACUUGGAAGCCAACUACAGAAUCGAUGCUCUACAGAGUCACCAUCAAACAGCCUUGCUUCUAGACAGUUACAACCAGGGAUGGCUUGUUGUGCCAUGUUUACGGAGGACAGCAUGUGGUAUAGAGCAAGAAUAGUUGGCGUAACACAAAUGGAUGUUGUAGAGGUCUUUUUUGUUGACUUUGGAAACUGUGAGCAGGUUCCAACUGCGUCACUGCGAAAGAUAGAGCCUUCUUUGUGUGAAGUUUCAGCUCAAGCUGUUCACUGCAGGCUUGCUCGAACGGAGCCCAUUGGACAGAGAUGGAGUGUCGAUGCAGUGAAGAGAUUUAAAGAAUUGACUGUGGGUAAGGUGUUUGCCGGAAUGGACUGCAUCUGGAAGGAUGGUGUAUUGACGUUAACGCUAUGUGAUACACAUGAUAAUGAGAAAGAUAUUUAUGUUCACCACGUUCUGGUUUCUGAGAAUUUUGCCAAACACCACGAAAUAACUGAAAUAACAUCUGAUUUGAAAUCAGAACAAUCAUCUAAGGACGGUCACGUUUCUGCACUUGUCAACGGAGUUCAGAACUUGGCAGUGGCAUCACCACAACAUCGAUUUGUUAAGCGAGUACAAUUGACUGACGAUCACGUUCUACACGUUAUCAACCACUUUGGAACAGCUUACGUUAUGGGUGCAGAAGUGGUUUCAUGGCUAUGGCCACACGAGCCACAUUUGGUUCUUAGUUCUAAGUUGGAAGAGAAAAGACUUGUCGUAAAACGUGAAGUACUCAGUCGUAGAGGCCACAAACAAUUGUUUACCGAGUUAGAAAGUGAUUUCAAGAAUCUUGGAUCGUAUCUGACAGUAUUUGUUCUGACAGGCAUUCCUGAGAUUAUUGCCAUCUAUGGCAAUCCGUACAGUUUACUGUAUCGCGAGUUACAAAAGGAAAUUGAAGCAUUCGACUCUGAUCCUUACUGGUCAGGCGGAGAAGAAAAGAUUGAGCAGCCAAAUUAUGAUGAUCUAAGCGAUCAUGAGUUGUGUCAAGUUCAUGCAGAACUCGAUUUUAUAAGGAAUAAACUACUGAAAAAUAUGCUGGAUCUUGAACAGAGUACGGACACUGUGGACAGGCUCGUUAGUAUCGAGAGGCAGAUAGCGGAGGUUAAACAAGCAGGUGAAAAGAGGCUACAGGAAAGGAGGUUAAGAUAUGAUGCCGGACAUGAAGUAAUUCCAUCUGCUACUGCUUUCUACGUGAGCAACAGAUUGACAGCACCAGUGCCAGGAUCGUUAAUACCAGGACCAGGACAUCUUGUAAAUCCAGGAUUUGGUCGUGGACAUUUAUCUAAUAAUCCUUCCAUGCUUGGUGCUGAAGGUGUGAUGUCUCGCCCAGUUUCCAUGGGCAGGGGCAUGACUCACAACCAUGUUAUGACAUCCGAUCUAGGAGGAGGGUCUGUGUAUUCACAAGUACACGAAUCGUCUGUGCAGAUGCCUGCAAAUCUGUGGCAAAAUCAACAUCCUGUUUCUGUCAGUCAGUAUGCGGGUCUUUAUCAGUCUCCUGAAAUGGACUCGCCGUUUACUGACCCUGAGAUUAGAAAUGUGGGCUUGAAUGCCUACCGUGCUGCUGUUCCUUCAACUUAUCACAUCAGUAGCAACAGGACUAGCUCUUGGGGAAACAACAUCUAGCCAAUUGCAAGGCGUUGUUCGUGUUUUAAUAAUAUGUUUUGACUGCAAAAUCUAAGGAAACUAGAGAAAGACUGUAUUAUCUCAAGACACCGUUAUGGACAUGUAUAAAUGUUCAAUAAGUUGACAUAGAGUCUAUACUACUUAAAUAUGUUGGUUUUAUUGAAAGAAAUAGCUCAAUUUGUUUGAGAGAGAAA
Molecule: messenger RNA, 3125 nt
Organism: Corticium candelabrum
Lineage: Eukaryota; Metazoa; Porifera; Homoscleromorpha; Homosclerophorida; Plakinidae
Product: tudor domain-containing protein 5-like
Exons: 16
Coding region: 49-2931 (960 amino acids)
Source: RefSeq, a predicted model, not a curated record